AUGGCUACCAAACCGUCACCACGCCUCCUCACAGUGGCGGCAGCCCAAAUGGGCCCAAACCAGCUCGCGGACCCGAGAGAGAAAAUAAUGGGCCGCAUGCUCAAGCUCCUCACGGAUGCAGCCUCCCAAGGAGCCAGACUGGUCGUCUUCCCAGAGCUGGCCCUGACCACCUUCUUUCCCCGGCACCAGAUCGACGACCCCGUCAAAAAGGCCGAAUUCUUCGAGCCAGAGUCCCACGACAACCCGCAUGCCGUCGUGGACUCGCCACGGGUGAAGCCCCUCUUUGAAAAGGCCAAGGAACUCGGAACAGACGUGUACCUCGGGUACGCGGAGCGCUGGACAGACGAGGCAGGCAAGGUGACAGACUACAACACCACCAUCUACUACUCCGCAAGCGCGGGCAGGGUGGUCGGCAAGUACCGCAAGGUACACCUCCCGGGCACCAAGGAGCCCAUCGAGGACAAGACGGGCAGGGGCGUGGAGCAGCAGCUCGAGAAGCGCUACUUCACGCCGGGCGACCUCGGGUUCCGGGCCUUCCGGGCGCCGGACCUCGUGGGCGGCGCCGUGAGGGCGGCCGGGGGCCAGCGAGACAGCGAGGCCGCCGACGGGACGACGACGACGGCCGGCAGGGGCGACCCCAUCGUGGGCAUGAUCAUCUGCAACGACCGGCGGUGGGGCGAGGCGUGGCGGUGCUACGGCCUGCAGGGCGCGGAGCUCAUCCUCGACGGGUACAACACGACGGCGUACGCGCCGCAGUACGACGGGACGCCCGAGGAGCAGGAGGCCGAGGCGCUGUUCCACCACCGCAUCUCGUGCCAGGGCGGCAGCUACACGAACGCGUGUUUUAGUGUCAACACUGCCAAGUGUGGUGUUGAGGACGGCGGCGGGCUGAUCGCCGGCACGGUGAUUUAUGAUCCCAACGGGCACGUGGUGGCCGAGUCCAAGACCAAAGGGGAUGAGCUGGUUGUUGCGACUAUUGACCUGGCCCUGUGCAGGAAGGGCAAGGAGAGGGUGUUUGCGUUUGAGAGGCACCGCAGGGUGGAGCACUAUGGCCGGUUGACUGCCCAGGUUGGUGUCGAGGAACCGCCGUUGCUGCAAUAG
Molecule: messenger RNA, 1101 nt
Organism: Diaporthe batatas
Lineage: Eukaryota; Fungi; Ascomycota; Sordariomycetes; Diaporthales; Diaporthaceae
Exons: 1
Coding region: 1-1101 (366 amino acids)
Molecular function (GO): hydrolase activity, acting on carbon-nitrogen (but not peptide) bonds, in linear amides
Source: RefSeq, a predicted model, not a curated record